This is a messenger RNA of Polypterus senegalus (gray bichir), 2473 nucleotides long. RefSeq names its product rho-related GTP-binding protein RhoB-like. The transcript is spliced from 3 exons. Bases 166 to 1140 code for a protein of 324 amino acids. The record is from RefSeq and is a predicted model, not a curated record. Gene Ontology annotation, biological process: small GTPase-mediated signal transduction. Gene Ontology annotation, molecular function: GTP binding; GTPase activity. Lineage: Eukaryota; Metazoa; Chordata; Cladistia; Polypteriformes; Polypteridae.
UCUGAUUUUGAAACAACAAAGGAAAGCAAGCAGAAGCCGGUACUGCAUCUCCGGGACUGCCUUUCUCAAGCUGUAACAAUUAACUCUUGCCUCGCUGCCUACAGAGAGGACUUAUUUCUGUGGAUAAUUUUAUAUUCUUCUUAUCCAUCUGAGAAGACCUGAGUGAUGGCUACAAUUAGGAAAAAGUUAGUGGUUAUUGGAGAUGGUGCUUGUGGUAAAACCUGCCUGCUCAUUGUCUUCAGCAAAGAUGAGUUCCCAAAAGUUUACGUACCCACUGUAUUUGAGACAUAUGUUGCUAAUAUUGAGGUGGAUGGCAAAGAAGUGGAACUAGCUUUGUGGGAUACUGCUGGACAAGAGGACUAUAACCGCCUUCGCCCCCUCUCUUACCCAGACACAGAUGUUAUUCUGAUGUGCUUUUCAGUAGACAGUCCGGACUCUUUGGAGAAUAUCCCUGAGAAGUGGGUUCCAGAGGCCAAGCACUUCUGCCCCAAUGUACCUUUUGUCUUGGUAGCCAACAAAAAAGAUUUAAGGAAUGACAAAGAUGUCUGCUUCGAGCUGGCCAAGAUGAAGAAGGAGCCCAUAAAAAUUGAGGAAGGCCGAGCUAUGGCGGCCCAAAUCCAGGCCUAUGAUUACCUAGAGUGUUCAGCCAAAACCAAAGAUGGAGUGCGUGAGGUCUUUGAGACAGCCACACGAGCAGCGCUUCAAGUGGAACUAGCGUUGUGGGAUACUGCUGGGCAGGAAGAUUAUGACCGCCUCCGCCCCCUCUCUUAUCCAGACACAGAUGUUAUCCUUAUGUGCUUUUCUGUGGACAGCCCGGAUUCGCUGGAGAAUAUCCCAGAGAAGUGGGUACCUGAAGUCAAGCAUUUCUGCCCCAACGUGCCAAUUAUCUUGGUGGCUAACAAAAAGGACUUGCGCAACGAUGAAAACGUCCGUAAUGAGCUGGCUAGAAUGAAGCAGGAACCCGUGAAAACCGAAGACGGGCGGGCAAUGGCCGUCCGUAUCCAGGCGUACGACUAUCUGGAGUGUUCGGCCAAAACCAAAGACGGGGUGCGUGAGGUCUUCGAGACGGCCACGCGAGCAGCAUUGCAAAAGAGGCCCCGGCCAUCAGGGAGCUGUGUCAAUUGCUGCAAACUAUUAUGAGCCCGUUCACUUCCCCGAAAUAGUUUUGCCUUGUUUUGCUUGGUGACUUCUCCCUUCUAAUCACCCACACGAGUCGUCGUUAUGACCAAAUUGGUCUGAAGGACAAACAAAAAAACUGCCUUUGAAAGACGCGAAAGCGCCUUGCCUAGUUGAAGACUCGCCACCACCAACUCGACGAAGACAUCGCGACAGCGUGUGUGAGUGAAGGGAGAGAGCGAGGGUGUGGGUGACUCCUCCGUGGAAAACGAACUACUUUUAGCGGAGCGCCCGGUCUCUAUCGGGCAGAGUCGCCUUUGGCUGGACGACAUUGACGCCUGUUAACACAAAGUCGGCAGGACUGGCGCUGCUAAAAAAGCAGGCAAGGCGGCAUACAGCUUUGUGCCGCCUCACCCCAAGAGACCUUCCCACCCCUCCUCCUCCUAAUUUGAACUCUGCAGCGGUGGCUUUACAACACUGGAAUGUGGUCAUGGGGGGCAUUCGCACUCCGAGGUGAUGAGUGGGGGGUGGGGGCUCACCGCAUUAUGUAACGCGAGUGAACAGACCUCCCAGCGAGGAUAAAGAAGGUUAUGGCGAUGAAUGAACAUUUAAAUGUACGGCUGCUGAGCAUUGAUUGUUUUAGGCUUUCCAUUGUUCCACCGUCACCCCUUUCUAUUUUCUAAUUUUGGGAGGGUGGCAGUAGGGCUUUUUCCUCACUUGUUUUAAGAUGAAUCGGUUUAUUUGCAUUAAAUUCUUGCCAGCACAAAUACAAGGUGCCUGCUAUUAGUCAGUGAUGACUACUGAUAUGCUGUAUUUUCUAGUGAAUGCAUGGGACUUGUAUUUCUUGUAAAGGUUCAUUUUUGUGUGUGUUUCCCAAAUGCACAAUUUAAAGUUUUACCACAGAAGGGCACUUAACCGUUUCAUUAUACAGUGUAGCAGUGUGAUACAAAAGACAACCUUGGAUGGGGGGGGUGUUCGGCUUGAAGCUGGUUAAUGGGGAUUGGGCUAGCGCACACCCAAAAGCCUCGAUCUGUUUACUUUAGUAGCAAGUGUAUGCGGGGUUUAACGAAGAGGUGUGUGUGGUGUAUUUUCUUUUUUUUUUUUUUUUUAAUUUUAUUUUUUGUUUGUUUUCUUUAACGAGAGGGCACCAUGGUUUUUUGUCCCACUCUGAUGUUUUUAUUUUUAUACGCCUUCUAGCCUGCGGUACAGAGAAUGUUUGUCUUUUGUUUCAAAAGUGGCUGAAAUCUUCUUAAUCCCAAGAUGUAUAUCAUGUUUACAUAAUGCGAUGAGUGCAUAAACGGUGUAUACAGUUUUUACAAAGAAAGCAUUCUGCAACCUAUUAAAAGUAUGAAAUUUA